GCAAAACGCAAUUCUUCAUAUUUUUCAAGUUCAGCUGAAUGUUGAAUUGAAGUUUCGUUUUCGCCUAAUCGCCUUUCGGCAUUCGUAUAUUAUUCGACGUCAGCCUACGCCUUACGGUUACUUACGGCUGCGACUGCGACUGCUGCGGUUUCUAUAUUGCGUGUGAAAAAAUUAUUAUUAUCCCGGGUAUCGUUUACAGUUGCGUUUGUUUUACAGGUAGAUUGAGACGGUGAAAGCUCUAUCGAACUGGCGAAGAAGCCGAAGAGCCAAAGGCGACCGCGAUAUUCGUUUCUGCGACCUGCGUGUCCGUUAUUCUGUUCCAUCAUUCUUACGGAGAAUUUCUCGCGACUGCAUUCUCGCGCUGCCCUCGAGAAUUCCGCACUACCGCAUUGACGAAUUUUGUUAUCGGCGUUAUCUAGCAAAAUUUUGUUAACCGACAACAGUUAUGUUGAAUCUCAAGUAUUGGUUGUAUUGCUCGUUAACCUUGGUCGCGAUCGUGCUCGCUCUAAUAUUUGCUCCUGGAUUGCCGCCUUACGAUGCUGAAUUCACCGCGUACGAGCUGCCUCCAACCAAAAAGUUGCUCGGUGCGUUAUCGCUGAACGAGAAAUUGGACGGAGCCGAACGAUUGUUCGAGAAUUUAAUCAAAGGCCCCGAAAGUCUCGCGUACGACGACGGAAUUUUGUACACCGGAGUUCACGGCGGACUUGUGUUGAAAAUAAUCGACGAUAAGUUGAUACCAUUCGUGAAAUUUGGAAAAUCGUGCGAAGGAAUACACCAAGAGCACAUUUGUGGCAGACCACUCGGCUUACAUUUGGAUCCAAGCUCCAAAGAUUUGUACGUAGCCGAUGCUUACUACGGUUUAUUCAAAGUUAACACAACUACCGGAACCGUGUCGCAGUUGGUGCGCCCAGAUACUCUUAUCGAAGGAAAAACUGCCAAGUUGUUUAACUCUUUGCUCGUCGCUUCCGAUGGCUCUGUUUAUUGGACGGAUUCCGAUAGUAAUUUCGAUUUAAAAAAUCUCGCAUAUUCCAUGCUUGCCGAUGGUAGCGGGCGUCUCAUCAAGUAUAAUCCUCAAGAUGGAACGAAUACUGUGCUUAUGAAUGGCAUAUCAUUUGCCAAUGGAGUCGCGUUGGCAAAGGACGAAUCCUUUAUUUUGGUCGCAGAAACGAUGAAAUUCCGCGUUCUGAGGUACUAUUUGAAAGGAGCUAAAAAAGGCAGUUUCGACGUUUUUGCGGACGGAUUACCUGGUUCGCCAGAUAAUCUGAGGAGCGACGAAAACGGAGAUUUUUACGUAGGCCUCGUUAUGGCUAGAGACGACCAAUUGACUCCGGCGUUUAUGAGAAAUAUGGGCCGAUAUCCUUUGAUUAGAAAAUUGAUCGCGCGACUUCUAGCCACCACGCAAAGCGCUCUCGAGCUGAUCGAUCGAAAUUGGCCGCAUAAUAUGUUGCAAAAAGCUAUCCAUUCGAUUGGUCACUGCGAAACGCUUUUGAACGUAUUUCCUCAAAUAAAACGCGUCAGUAUUAUCAAAUUCAAUAAGAACGGCGAUAUCAUCGACAGCCUGCAUUCGACGGACGGUCGUAUUUCAGGAAUCUGCGAAGUUCAAUUUGUUGGCGAAUACGCUUAUUUAGCUUCACCCUUCAAUCAUUACUUAGCCAGAGUGAAUUUACAACCGACAAAGAAACAAACUAACCGUCUCAACUGAAGCAUUGUACAUUCGCGUUAUGCGACGCUUCGUGUUCGAUACGAUUGCCAUCCGAACACGUACCUAAUUGUUAUUUUUCCUAAAUUGUACUCGAACUUACGUACGUAGUUGUACGUGUACUAUUACCUACCGAGUGUAUGUAGUUUCAGUUUUGUUUCAAAUAUGUAUGUAUGUAUGUACUUAUCUACUGCGGUUGUUGUAAUUCGUAAUAUACUCGAUUUUUUUUUU
Molecule: messenger RNA, 1930 nt
Organism: Planococcus citri (citrus mealybug)
Lineage: Eukaryota; Metazoa; Arthropoda; Insecta; Hemiptera; Pseudococcidae
Product: adipocyte plasma membrane-associated protein Hemomucin-like
Exons: 9
Coding region: 446-1702 (418 amino acids)
Biological process (GO): biosynthetic process
Cellular component (GO): endomembrane system
Molecular function (GO): hydrolase activity; strictosidine synthase activity
Source: RefSeq, a predicted model, not a curated record